Molecule: messenger RNA, 639 nt
Organism: Leptosia nina
Lineage: Eukaryota; Metazoa; Arthropoda; Insecta; Lepidoptera; Pieridae
Source: the annotation of a GenBank genome assembly
AUGUUAAUCGAAGUUUCAAAGCUGAUAGCUAUACUGUCAACAUGGAGCUCCACCCUAGCAACUAUAGAUGGCAGAUCUUACAUGAACUCUUUAGACAUGAGGAAUUUGAAGGAGAAUAUGUUUGAUCCCUGCAAUCCCCCCUAUUGGUACCCCAGAAACAUUCCUGAAUAUUGCUACUACCGCGUCCCGAACAAACCUGUUCCGGGAAAGACACCCAUAAAAGUUCCUUUACCAGUCCCACUUCCCAUAUUUCCCUCUGUUCCACAUAUGCCCCCUAUUCCACCACCUCCAAUGGCUCCCCCCUUUUUCGUACCUCCCUUGCCAUAUGGCGUACCUCUGGCACCCACAGCUCCUAUGAUCCCAAUGAUCCCGAAUCAAUUCAUGCCCCCCAUUAUGGGACAAUAUCCAUUCCCAGAGCUAUCCCGACCCCAAGCAGCAAUGGUCCCAGGAGUACCAGGCAUGGUAUCGCCAGAUGGCGGUAUUAAUAUCCUACCAUUUUCAGAUGUAUAUUCUGACAUGCUUGAGAAUCAUAGAAAUAAAAUGAUAAGAAAGAAGUUGGAAAGAUUGCUAGACGAAUUCGAUGAAUACCCCAAUCGUAAUACUUAUAAGAGAUUGAAGAAGUAUAGAGAAGCUAUUUAA